Messenger RNA from Pseudonaja textilis, 828 nucleotides. NCBI's taxonomy places the organism in Eukaryota, Metazoa, Chordata, Lepidosauria, Squamata, Elapidae. The record is from RefSeq and is a predicted model, not a curated record.
AGCUGGCGCAGCGCCAGUGGGCGAUGGAGAGAGCGGCCAUCAUCUGUCGCUGGACGUGGCUGCAAGCUCAGGUGUUGGACCUGGAGUAUCGGAUAAGGCAGCAGACCGAUGUUUACAAGCAGCUCCGUGCCAACAAGGGCCCGGUUAUCCUGGGCAGCCUCCAGCAGGAAGAUGGGCUCAAGCCGCCGAGCCGCCUGGCCUCCCCUGCAGGGGGGAUGAACUCCAGGAAAAGCCCAGCCCUGCCUCCCUCCUCCCCCCACCUGAAGGUGCCCGCUGGACCAUCACCUUGCAUCCCUUCUUAUCUCCUCCAAAAUGCAGAAAAACAGAAUUCUCACCUCACCCAGUCCUUAAGGAACCUGGUCUGUCAAAAUCACUCCUGCGCUCGCAUCAAUGGGUCUCCGGAGCCCCCCAAAGCCUGCCCGUCUCCCGAUCAAGUCAAUGGAAUCAGCAACUGCUUGAGCACCUGUGCCACCAGCGGCAGCUCUGCUGAAGGCCCGGCCGCUGAGUGGCACCUCACGAAACCCCCGCUGGUGAACCACAGCCUGCCCGGCGUGGCCUCGGCUCUGGACAACAGCUGUGUGGCAGCCCGGAUCCGUCCCAUCUGCAGGUACAAGAAGCGCCGGCUGGUGAGACUCAGCUCCAUCACUCACCUGAACCGAAAGCCGCCGAAGCCGCUCAGCCUGAAGUGUACCUGCGAGCAGCCCAACUCCUGCAUUUUGUGCAACUUCAAGGCCUCACUGCCUACCCUCGACCCAGAGGCCAUGUCCUUGGAGGAACGCAUCGCGCUGCUGGACUCUGGCUUCCACCCCAUCCUCUCCUUCCCGCAUG